CGUUACACUUUCAAAACCUCUCAGUCUCUCAUCAAAAUCCGAGAAAAAACAAAAAGAAAAAGUCUAAAGAAACUCUAAUCUAAAGAUCCGAUCGUCGUCAUCUUCACUUCUCUGGAUCUUCGCCUUUUGUUUUGUCUCUUUUGCUUUAUGUUCUGUUUCUAUAUCUUGCCCUAAAUGAAAGACAGAGGAAAGAGAACAGCAAUGGAGAGAAGAAACGACGACGUCUCGCUUCACUACAGCUCACCGUCGGAGCUCUCUUGUGGGAAACAUCCAUCGGUUUCCACUGUCGGAAUAUGUCCGUACUGUCUGAACGACCGUUUAGUUAACCUCGUAUGCUCAGGAUGCGGCGAACAGAGACUCUCUUCUUGCUCUUGCUCAGAUAUCUCUUCUAACCGAACCUCAAACGCCGCCGUAGACGCCGAGAAAGUCCUCCGGAUCGCUUCUCUCAUCGACGAAGAGGCGACGAAACAGAGGAAGCCGAAGAGAACAGAGGAAGUUGUGGUGUUCAAGAGGAGUAGUAGCAGCUGCGUUGAGAUUAACAAGACGAAGCAUCAUCAUAGAUUCUCGAGACUCGGGAGGUUCUUCAGGAGGAUUAAUCCGAGAAAGGACAGAGCUUUCGAUGAGAAGAACAACAACGACAACGAUUCUUGGGUUUUGAAACAGAGUGUUUCGAGAUCGAGAUCGCUCUGUAGCUUCCGAGGAGGAAACGGGUACCUUAUCGGGUCGGAAGAAGACGUAUCGUCUUACUCCGGCGCGAGGAGCUCGUUCUCCGCCGCGAGAAGCUCCAGCGUCAACGGCGGUUUAGGGGUUUUCGAUGCGACGAUAACAGAGCAUCGGAGGAGUAACUUCGAAGGGAGGAAGAGUAACUUCAGCGAGACGACGGAGCACCGGAGGAGUAAUUUCAGUGAACCGGAGCCGCCUCGGAGGAGCUGUUUCGAGGCGAGGAAGAGUAACUUCAGUGAAACAGAGUAUCCCAGGAAGAGUAACUUCAGCGAAACAGAGUAUAAACAGAGUAUCAAUAAUCAUCCACGUAGGAGCAAUUACGAAGCGCCGCCAAGGAAGAGUGACUCGUCGGCGAUGAGUUUCACGAGAAGGGUUUUGUCGAUGAAAGAGAGUUACUUUACCGGAGGAGAAGAGCCUGGUUUUAUAGAUCUCAAGUUUGAUUCCUCUGGAGGAGGAGAUGUAGUGGUGAACGACGGCGUUUUGGAGCAUGGAGGAGGAGGGUCUUGCCGGUUAACAAAGAAGGAUAGAGAGGUGAGUAAGAGUCGAAGAAGUUUCAAAGGAUGGAAAUGGAUAUUCGGACAUCAUCAUCUUCAUCAUCAUCAAAGAGAUUCAUGAUGAAUUGAUGAUGCUGAUGGAGAUUGAAGGAUCUGAUGAGUCUAGGCAACAUCUGUCUCCAUCUGUCGCCUCCUAUCUUAUUUGAAGAAUGUUUGAGGUGGUUAAAACCCCCUACUACAGACACUAAUAGUCUCCAAUCAUUAAGCUGAUCUUUAAAGCUGUUGUUUAUAUGGUUUGGAAAGAGAGAAAAUGCUCGGUUGCACACCAACUUGUGCAGACCUACUCAAGCCAUUAUAUCAAGUAGAUUGUGCAAUUGCGGUUAGACCCACUAUCUCUGAACAUGAAGCUCGCUAGUAGUUCUUCAUCUACUCUUUUGGGUUCUUGGUUAAGUCUUUUUUUGAGGGCAUUAUUGUUAAGUCCCUGGGUAUAGCCACUCUGGUCGUUUUUUUU
This is a messenger RNA of Brassica napus (rape), 1728 nucleotides long. RefSeq lists its product as uncharacterized. NCBI's taxonomy places the organism in Eukaryota, Viridiplantae, Streptophyta, Magnoliopsida, Brassicales, Brassicaceae. The record is from RefSeq and is a predicted model, not a curated record. The transcript has 2 exons. The coding region runs from base 175 to 1338 and encodes 387 amino acids.